UUUUCUCGUCACUAUCCCUCGAUUCUUCCCACUCCUUGAGCUUCAGCUUCUCAGAGGGACCUCCUCCACUCCAUAUUUAGAUUCUUCAUAGUUCAACCAUGGCGCCCUACGACUACGAAGACGCUGCCGCUGACUACGAAGAGUCAACUGGUUCUCACCGCCACUCCGCCGCAGCACAAUCUGCUGGGCAAGACCUCGGAUACGACCCGAAUUUUGUCCCCGACUCUGUGAAGUCCUUCGUGGUCCAUCUUUAUCGCCACAUCCGCGAGAAAAAUGUGUACGAGAUUCACCAGAUGUACGAGACUUCAUUCCAAACCUUGUCCGAGAGGCUCUUUAAAGAUACUCCAUGGCCGUCGGUGGACGCCGUGUCCCCUUACGUCGACAACGAUCACGUCUUCUGCCUCCUCUACCGGGAGAUGUGGUUCCGUCAUCUGUACGCGAGGCUGACUCCAACGCUUAAGCAGCGGAUCGACUCUUGGGACAAUUACAUUAGCCUGUUUCAGGUGGUGCUACAUGGCGUCGUCAAUAUGCAGCUGCCGAACCAGUGGUUGUGGGAUAUGGUGGACGAGUUCGUCUACCAGUUCCAGAGCUUCUGCCAGUACAGGGCCAAGAUGAAGAACAAGACAGAGCAGGAGAUUGAACUUCUGAGACAGUUCGAUCAGGCAUGGAAUGUGUACGGUGUGCUCAACUUUUUGCAAGCACUUGUGGAGAAAUCUACGAUUACUCAGAUUCUCGAGCGAGAGAAGGAAGGGCUUGAACAAUUUACUUCUACUGAUGGAUACGAUUACAAUGGGGGGAGUAAUGUCUUGAAGGUGUUGGGGUAUUUUAGCAUGGUCGGACUACUGCGAGUUCACUGUUUACUCGGUGAUUAUCAUACUGGUCUGAAACGCUUACUUCCGAUUGACAUAACUCAGCAAGGCAUUUACACCAUUGUUAUUGGAAGCCACAUAACCACCAUUUAUCAUUAUGGUUUUGCCAAUCUUAUGUUGAGGAGGUACACAGAUGCAAUUCGUGAAUUCAACAAGAUUCUUUUGUACAUCUACAAAACCAAGCAAUUCCAUCAGAAAUCUCCGCAGUAUGAGCAGAUACUGAAAAAGAAUGAACAGAUGUAUGCCUUGUUGGCAAUUGCCCUUUCACUUUGUCCCCAGGUAAAGCUUGUUGAGGAAACUGUGAACUCUCAAUUGAGGGAGAAGUAUGGUGAAAAAAUGAUUAGAAUGCAAAGAUACGAUGACGAGGCAUUUGCUAUCUAUGAUGAGCUUUUCUCGUAUGCGUGCCCAAAGUUCAUUACUCCAUCAGCUCCAAGUUUUGAGGAGCCGCUUGUAAAUUACAACCAGGAUGCCUAUAGACUUCAGUUAAAAUUGUUUCUGUAUGAGGUAAAGCAGCAACAGUUGUUAUCAGGUGUCCGUACAUUCUUAAAUGUUUAUUCAACCAUCUCUCUUGGAAAACUUGCGAGCUACAUGGAAGUGGAUGAACCCACUUUGAGGACUAUCUUGAUGACAUACAAGCACAAGACACAUGCUGUUGACAGUGAUGGAAGAGUCAUCUCUAAUGCUGAUGUGGAUUUCUACAUUGAUGAUGACAUGAUAUACGUGGUGGAAUCAAAACCAGCAAAGAGAUACGGGGAUUACUUCUUGCGUCAGAUUGUCAAGCUUGAGGGGGUGAUCAAUGAUAUGGACAGGAUAAAGCUGGAAUGAGUCAAUUGUGUUAACCUUUCUGAUGCCAUUUUCUCGUUUUGACUUCGAUUAUGAUGUUUUUGGUUUAGUAGUUUUUUUUUCUUUUUUAUUUGUGGGUCCUUUUAAUUUAUCUUUUUUUUUUUCACCCACCUACUCGUUACAUGUCAUCAAUGGUAGUAGUUGGCAAACCUUACAAGAGAGUAAUCUGUGUUAUUGUUAUGUGCCCAACCUGCAAUUUUGCUAGUGAAGUUGAUAAUAUUUGGGAGUGUUGUCUUA
This is a messenger RNA of Humulus lupulus (European hop), 1949 nucleotides long. RefSeq lists its product as uncharacterized. Lineage: Eukaryota; Viridiplantae; Streptophyta; Magnoliopsida; Rosales; Cannabaceae. Gene Ontology annotation, cellular component: eukaryotic translation initiation factor 3 complex; cytoplasm. The record is from RefSeq and is a predicted model, not a curated record. The transcript is spliced from 7 exons. Gene Ontology annotation, biological process: translational initiation. Gene Ontology annotation, molecular function: translation initiation factor activity. The coding region runs from base 99 to 1694 and encodes 531 amino acids.